AUGGAGCUGGUGUUGGUGCAGUAUGAGUUUGAGUACAAGGCGAAGGACGGCCGCCUGGUGUCCAUCAAACCCAACGAGAGCUACAUCCUGCUGUCCAAGACUAAUGAGCACUGGUGGCACGUCCGUAAAGACCAGCACACCAGGCCCUUCUACGUCCCCGCUCAGUACGUGAAGGAGCUCGCUGGAGUGUGUCAAGUUCCUAACAAGCUGAAUAAAACUGAGACUGAAAACGCACCAGUGGAUGUGAGUAACGUGAAGCCACGGAAGGCGUGUCAUGGAUCAGCUCAGGAUGCUUCCAAAGAAACGUACCGCUUCUCUACUUUUGGUUUCUGUGACGACCUGCCGGACGUGAAGCCGUGUGAGACCCUGAAAGAGACCAGAAACAGUUUUUCACCCACUCUGGAUCGUAUGAAGCUGCACAAUUCAGCAGGAGGCUUCUCCCCUCCGAACUCUGCAGUCCUGGAGCUGUAUGCAAGACCUCAUCCUGUGCCAAAAGUCAGAGACGAACCGCCAGAAAGCUCAGUGAAGGAUGCUACAGCGGAACAGCCACAGAUCUGUGAGGAUGAGGAGGAUUUCAACUUCCCUCUACCCCCUCCACUCAUAUACGACACCAUACCAGAGAUAAAAAUCACAGAGUACGACGCUUUUUCUGAGCUGGACGAUCCUGUUCCUCCACCUGAUGUGUUCAUGUCGCAGCAGUGGAGUGUGAAUGAAGCUGUGAGAGCAGCUUCUCCCACUGCAGAGGUGGAGAAUGCAAACCUGCGGUCAGCCGUGUACGUGAACGUCGCUCAGCUUCGCCAGAGCAUCUCCGAGUCUCCCCCCUCGGCUCCCUCGUCCUACUCCCCCUCCUACCUCGACCCGGAGGGCUGGGAGGUGCACGUGGACCAGGACAGCGGUCAGGAGUUCUACUACCACCCCGCCACCGGCCAGACCACCUGGGACAGCCCCUUCCUGGACUCCCCCUCGGACCCGGAGCCUCCCCCAGCAGAGGAGCCCUUCACCCCCUCGCCUCCCCAGUCUCCGGCCCUCUCUCGGUCCACCGCCUCCCCCCCAGCCAGGGGCUCCGACUGGGAGCAGCUGGUGGAUGAGACCAGCGGACGGCCGUACUUCUACAACCCGAUGUCUGGGGAGACGUCCUGGGAGCCUCCCGAGCCGCUGAGCCCGUAUCCCCCCCUGAUGGAGCCCAUGAGCGUGCACAGGUUUCAUGAGGACGGGCGGCCUCCUCUGCCUGAGGAAGAUUACCCGUCAGAGGAUUACCCAGCAGCUGAUCCACCGGAGGCCUAUGAGGAGCUCCAGGCCACCGGACCUCCGACGCUCCCUAAAGAGUUCACCCUGAGUCAUGUGACCCGGACCAUCAUCCCCCGGGCCAACCUGGACCGCAGCACGCCGGCGGGUUGGAACCUGACGGUGGAACCCGGAGGAACCUGGGUGUUCACCAGCGAGAACUCCCCAGAUCAGUGGAUCAAGUCUGUGGAUGAUCGGGGGCAGACCUACUACUACCUGAGAGACGGCUCCAGGUCUCAGUGGAACCUGCCCGAGGUCCCUGUCGGUGCCGGUCAGUCCCGGGUGGAGAACGGCGUCGAGGCAGAAAACGUGUCGGUGAUCAAAAACUGGAGACACACCAUGGCACCGGUUCAGCUCGGCUCUGCCCAGGACGAAGGGAGGUUCGUCCCGACUCACCGGAGGAACACGUCAGACUACAGCAGCGACAGCUCCAGUACAGGAAACUCUCCGGAGAUGCAGCACAACGCUUUUGGGUUUAGACCUUGGAGAAAUCCGUAUUAUCUGACCUCCAGGUGGCUGCGCUAUAAUGUGCAGAACUUGGAAAAAGCUGGAAUUCUCAACAAAACAAAAGUGUCAGAGAACGGGAAGAAAGUAAGGAAAAACUGGAGCCAGACGUGGACGGUUCUCCACGGAGGUGUGCUGACGUUCCACAAAGACCCCAAAUCUGCAGCGCCGGGGGCCUCGAACAAGACCAAUCAGAUUGUUCCCGAGGUCACGGUGGAUCUGCGAGGAGCCACGAUCGGCUGGGCCUCCAAGGACAAAUCCAGCAAGAAGAACGUCUUAGAAUUGAAAGGAAGGAACGGUGUGGAGUUUCUGAUCCAGUACGAUACAGAAAGCAUCAUCAGCGACUGGCACAAAGUCUUAAUGGACACCAUACGACAACUUGAGUAUCAGGACGUUCACCAUCAUUCAGACGAGGAGGACGGAGAUUUGUACGAGAAGAUCGGAAACACGGAGCGAGACGAUAAGCUCGGAGGCGGAAUGGACAAACGCAGAUCCUCCAGGCCGAGCGUCACACACUCAUCCAGCUCUGCAGGAGAAACAGACCCCAAGAAGGUUCGAACCAAACUGAUGAAGUUCCUCAUGAAGCGUCCGACGCUGCAGUCUGUCAAAGAAAAAGGCUACAUCAGAGAGAAUGUGUUUGGUUGCCAUCUUGCCACGUUAUGCCAACAAGAGAGGACCACGGUUCCUCGCUUUGUGGAGAAAUGUGUUCGAGCAGUGGAGAAGAGAGGUUUAGACAUCGACGGCCUCUACAGAGUGAGUGGGAACCUCGCUGUCAUUCAGAAACUACGCUACAAGGCUGAUCACGAGGAGCUGGACCUGGAGGACGGUCAGUGGGAGGACGUCCACGUCAUCACCGGAGCCUUGAAGCUGUUCUUCCGAGAACUUCCCGAGCCGCUUUUCCCAUACAGCCACUUCAAUAAGUUCAUCUCUGCCAUCAGAAUUCCUGAUUACAACACAAAGCUGUCUUGCAUUUAUGAGCUGGUCAAGUCACUUCCGCCUCCAAACCAUGACACCAUGAAGCUCCUUUUUGGACAUUUACACAGGGUCAUUGAAUACGGAGAAGACAAUCGCAUGACGGUACAGAAUGUGGCCAUCGUGUUCGGCCCGACGCUGCUCCGUCCGGAGAUGGAGUCGUCCAACAUCGCCAUGCACAUGGUCUUCCAGAACCAGAUAGUGGAGUUCAUCCUCAACGAAUACGAGCGUAUCUUCCGCUCCAGCUGAAGCGGUGGCGAGCGAACCUGAGCAAACGUGCGCUCAAGUUGUUUUAAAGUGCCAGAUGUACGUUUUGCAUGCACAUCAUCAGCUUCAGUGCAACGAAUAAAAGCAAACCUGUAAAAUAAGAUAAAGGGGCCUUGAAGUUUAACCAGACUAGAUAAAGGAUCUUCAAAUGCUGAGGAUUUCUGCAGGAAGUUUAACCACAGUUUAGUCUGGAUUUCUCCAGAGGAGGCUCACACUGUUAGAAUUAUCUUUGGCAGUAUUGUAGGAUUGGAAGUGGAGCCACACAGGUGCAGACAGGUGUGGUUCGGUUUCCCUUCUCAAAGCUACUGAGCUUGUUUCUUGGGUGGCAGAAGGACUGUAUUAAAUUGCUCUCACUCCCUGAGACCUUAGCUGUCGAAAUCUCACAGGUCACUUUCUUCACAUUUUAUCGUUUUAUUUUGGUUUCUUUCUCUAAAUUCCUCCUUUAAUAGAAUCCAAGUCAAACCUGGGCGACUGCAUUAAUGCUCUUUUUAAGAAAUUAUCCACAGUUGCUUCUGUCUUUAUUUUAGAUUAAAUUUUUGUUUUGGAUUUAAAGUUACAGUAUAUCACAUGCGGCAAUAACUGAGAUUGUUUCUAAUAUUGUGUUUUCUUUUUUCAGCCUCACUUGAAUGCAUUGGAUUUCAUUGUAAUAUAGAGAUGUAUAAAAAAAUAAAUAUUAAUACCAACAUCUUGCUGUGAAGUAGAUGGUGACAUAGAAUACUUGUGCAACCUGUAGAUUAUUUUCCACUGAAUUGUAAAACACCAUUUUUCAAUCAUGCUGUACUUGAAGAAACUGUAUAAUAACAACAUUAUAGGAUAGAAUUAUAAACUAGCGAUACGUUUUUUUGACAGUUGCCAGUAAAAUCAGUCUGACCAUGACACAGAAAAAUGGAUAUUAGAAGAGAUAUAUGACCUGUAAAUAGAAAUAGAUGGCAUAUUUAUGCUGAAAGUUGGUGAAAAUGCACAAGUUAUUCCAUAAUAAAAUAACUUUGUAAAAAAAA
This is a messenger RNA of Amphiprion ocellaris (clown anemonefish), 4025 nucleotides long. RefSeq names its product Rho GTPase activating protein 27 (gene arhgap27). The record is from RefSeq and is a predicted model, not a curated record. NCBI's taxonomy places the organism in Eukaryota, Metazoa, Chordata, Actinopteri, Pomacentridae. The transcript is spliced from 18 exons. The coding region runs from base 1 to 3009 and encodes 1002 amino acids. Gene Ontology annotation, cellular component: cytoplasm. Gene Ontology annotation, molecular function: protein binding. Gene Ontology annotation, biological process: signal transduction; regulation of GTPase activity.